AUGGUGGUCCGCAGAAGUACCGAGCGCUCCAACGACUGGCUCAAGCCCGUCGACGAUGAUGAAGAUGAGGGCUUCCUCGCAUUGGCGGAAGAUGGGGACGCUGAAUCAAAAGGCAUUCUCGAUGAGGGAAACAGGUCGACUCUUAACUUGCCGACUGCUGAGCUUCCCGUGUAUAUGACAAUUCACCGAGUCCGGCGCCUAGUCCUUGCGAGUAUCGAUGACCCUUACACUAUGGAACACUUUAGAGAUCCAAAGAUGAAUGCUCUUGUUACGACAUCUCGGUUGAGUGUUAACCAAGCUCGCGCGAUCUUGUGUGAGCUACUCGCUAGCCGAGUCCUCCGCCGUUUCCAUGAGGAUAACCCAGGACCUCAAGGUCUUUUGCUGCUAUCCCAUAUUCUCGUCGAGGGGUUCGAUCCAUUCCAAGGGGCCCCUAGUCAUAUGGAGCGGCCAGCUAACCGCCCUCAGUGGCCCGGAACUUCUCAAGAUAGCCCUGGAUCUGAGAGAAAACUUACAGCGCUGGAGUUAGCAAUCGUCUCUGAAAGCAAAUUUUUCAUCAGCUCUGCGGCUUGUCAACGAGCUGUCGAUGCUGUCCAUAAUGGUCAGAUUAUCUAUACGCCACUGUCAUUUAUGGAUUUCCUUCCAGAUUACUACAAACGACGACCCAUCUCCCUCUACGAUCCUCGAACGGCACCACUACUUAAUCACCACCGUCUUAUCGUCCCCCGAAACCGAAAUCUGAUCGAACUUGUUCACUUUGUUAUUCUCCUGGGCUUGUAUGUCAUGACAAUGAUCUCUCGUCACUCUGAAGUCAAUAUGUGGGAGUUUGCCUUUUGCAUCUACACAUUUGGCUGGCUCCUUGAGAAGAUGGCCGCCAUUAUCGAGCACGGUUGGGCAGUCCACGCCCAAAACCUAUGGGCCUUUUUGGAUAUUACGUUCGGUUCCAUCUUUGGUGCCUACUUUAUUCUUCGCAUCUACGAUUUUCUGCUCGAUCAGCUCCACUCCGGCUAUGGACUACCAAUCCUGUGUAUUGCGGCGCCUGUCAUGUUGACUCGAGUUGCUUUCAAUCUGCUACCCAACAACCUGGUCUUCAUCUCGGUCCACGCCAUGAUGAAGGACUUUACCAUGCUGACGUUCCUCGCGACUUGGUGUUUCACUGGAUUUUUGCUCGCUCUGCAGUGGCUCGUUAGUGCUAGCAAUGAUGGUGAUGAGGAGUUCAGUUGGUAUGUCGUGGGCAAGUGGAUGCUUUGGAUUUGGUUCGGUCUCGACGGCGAAGGAAUCGAGGAGUCAGUGCGGUUCCAUAUCAUCAUCGGUCCUGCGCUCAUGAUUGCCUUUGCUUUCCUCGGCAAUACACUCUUCUUGACCAUCCUUAUUGCCAUGCUUACAAACACUUUCUCCAAGAUUGUGGCCGACGAAACCGCUGAGAUUCAGUUCCGACGCGCUGUCUUGACAUUCGAAGGUGUCAAGAGUGACUCGAUCUUUGCUUACCCUCCCCCUUUCAACAUCCUGGCUCUCAUGACGCUGCUUCCCCUGAAGCUUGUCACCUCGGCCCGGAUCUUCCAUAUUGUUAAUGUGGCUCUGAUAAGAACCCUCAACAUGCCUACUCUUCUCCUCAUCAGUUUCGUGGAGCGACGUCGUCUUUGGAUGCAGUCCAGACGUGCUUCUGGCAAGCGAUCCAAGUGGCAAUUCACUUCCUUGUCACCCCACAACGAUGUCCAGGCUGUCUUCAAGUCUAUUCCGCCAACUGAGAUAUCCGACAUCAUCGAUCAACUCGACCCCUUGGGAGAAGUUCCUAUUCUCGAGGAUGAUCUGAUGCCAUCAAUGACGGUCGACAACCCGCAGUCCAAGUUGAGACGAGUUAGGAUGUUGCAACGAGAGGGGCACCGACGAACGGGCGGCAACGAAACAUGGAGUAGUGCAAGUAGCGUUAAGGAGGAGUAA
Fusarium graminearum PH-1 is the source of this 1938-nucleotide messenger RNA. RefSeq lists its product as uncharacterized. The transcript is spliced from 5 exons. NCBI's taxonomy places the organism in Eukaryota, Fungi, Ascomycota, Sordariomycetes, Hypocreales, Nectriaceae. Bases 1 to 1938 code for a protein of 645 amino acids. The record is from RefSeq and is a predicted model, not a curated record.